GAUCGGAGCCCAUACUUUAAUUUGUCCAUAACUCCACUCCCAAGUCCCAUCCAUUAUUACACGACAACUUUAAAUAUAACCUCCAUCUUCAUCGUACCUCCGAUCCAUUUCAGUUCUUAGCUAGAAAGAUGUCCUCCCAAGAACUGGAAACCACAAACAGCACAUACUACCUCAUCAACGUAUUCACCUCCCAUCAUUUCCGCCACCACGGCCUUCUCCUCUUAAAUCUCCUCCACUGCUUCCUCAUCUUCCUCCUCGCCUUUUUUUUUUAUAUUAUGACUCUGUUACAAUGCAUUAUCUGUUCAUAGUUACUUUCUCAACCUACUGAAGCACAAAGAGUCAACGGUUGUCUCCUCAGUUCGAAUCAACUCCCUUCAUCCAUGUGGGAGUGUAAACCAGGAUCGGGUGCCACUAGACCACAAGUUCUUUGGCUCCUCCUCGCCUUAUUCUUCGUCUACUUCCUCUACAAGUUCACCGGCGGCGGCGCCAACUUUCCGGCUAAAGGGCUCGACGUGGAAUCGAUUCAGAAGCUGCCGGCCGUGGCGUAUGCUUCUCUGGGCGUUAAGGAUAUGAGCGAAUGUUCCAUCUGUUUGGGGCUGUUUGAAGAGGUGGAGAUUGUUAAGGUGAUGCCGGAGUGCUGCCAUGUCUUCCAUGGCGAGUGCAUUGACACGUGGCUUUCGACUCGUCCUAGCUGUCCUCUCUGUCGGGCGUCUCUCCACUCCGUCAGUGCAUGAAGGGAUAGAAGUUUCUUUUUUAAGCGAAAUAUUUUUUUUCUAGUACUACGGACUCUGUUAUAAAAUAUAUGUUUUUUUGACAGAAUUAAGAAUGUCGUUCGGAGCGAUUGAGGUAGUGUUGGGCUACGGCCCAGACAGUAUUAUUGGGCCUGGCGGACUGGUUUUUGGGCUCCAACAGUGCCGAGGAGAAUUAGUACGUAUUGGGGUUUAGGGCUUUCUGAACUACUACUUUGUUAAAAAUAAAAAUAAAUUGUUACUAUAAUUGCGAUUGGUUGAUUCAACCACGUGAUAAUGUUAAUAAAUAAUCAAAUAAAUUGCAUUUGAACUUA
Messenger RNA from Ipomoea triloba (trilobed morning glory), 1063 nucleotides. RefSeq names its product RING-H2 finger protein ATL57-like. The transcript has a single exon. NCBI's taxonomy places the organism in Eukaryota, Viridiplantae, Streptophyta, Magnoliopsida, Solanales, Convolvulaceae. Gene Ontology annotation, molecular function: transferase activity. Gene Ontology annotation, biological process: protein ubiquitination. The record is from RefSeq and is a predicted model, not a curated record. Bases 381 to 734 code for a protein of 117 amino acids.